AACCUUUGCACAACAUUUCUCCAUUUUACAGACUAAGCAAAGGAAAAUGUAAAUGCUGGUGAGAAAUGUGAGAGUGGAGAGACGGCAGGUGAACUAGCUGGAGGAAACAACAAGGCUCAUUUGACUGCAAGGAGAGGAUGCCAGCUUAAUUUCAACUAAUACACAGGAUGAUAACGCUGCCAGCACCUUUCACUUGAACUGAGGAGUCCCCUGUCACUCAACCUUGCCACCUAGUGGAGCUUUAAAGGUUUAACUCCCUGCUGGUCAACAGAGAUCUGCCAGACAACUACCUCCCUCAUCUGGGGAGAUGCCUGCCCUGCAACAUUUCCCACAGAUCCCAUUUAUUUUGCACCUGCUGAAGACAACACAGCACUAAGCAGCUUUGCACAUUUACAAACAUCUGUUGGUGAAGAAAUUAAAACCUCCUCUCCAGCAACAGUUACAGGAGUUCAAGAGAUUCCCAAUUAGCAGGUCACAAAAACAGCUGUUUGACUGACAUACGUGUGAUAUGCACACAUGAUCCAUGUUUCUAUGUUAGAGUUGAUGGUGCCCCAAAGCAAGAGCAACCAACAAGAAGCAAAUUGAGCCACACAGGAGAAGUCUGUCCCUGAAAGAGACUGUAAAAACGAAAGCUAAGCCAAAUGGAUCCAUCAUCAAACGGCACGCUCACUACAGCUACACUACCAGCAACACAAAAUGACACUUUGGCAAACAAGACAACAAAAUACCAGUCUCACAACUGGGAGUUCCUGGUGGCUGUCCUGGUCACAGCCAUCUCUGUCUCCAUCAUCAUCGCCCUUCUGGCUAAAUGCCAGGUGGUCCGGCGUUACCUGGCCAGCUACAGGCACACGAGGCUGAGGGAGACAGACACCAUCAGCCAUUGCGAUCCUGCAGGCCUGGAGGUGGAAUUCGCCAUGCACAGUGGACGUGGAAUUAACCCUCACUGCAUCCCUCCUGAAGGCGAGGAUGAUGAUGACGGCUUCAUCGAGGACAACUACAUCCCAGCCAGCGAGAGAGCGAGGGCUGAAAGAGCAGCAGAGAACAUGGAGGACACGGAGGAAGAGAUGGAUGAAAUCGAAUUUACCAUUGCUUAGCAGGACUGUCGAUACACCGCCUCAGCUGUUUAAACCACUGAAAAACCAACACCACUCCCAUGCUGUCUUUACUUUUGAGGAAGAUUUAUAUUGUCACACAUAAAUAGUUGAAAAAAGUUCAGGAAGGCAUAAAUUUGUGAACAGCAGUGUUGUGCUGAAUGUAAACAAACAUUUCACUCUGCACUAAAAAGUAGUGUUUUGUCAGUGACACAUAGGUGUAAAUACAGUGGGUGAAUAAUAUGAUUGAACUUCUUUAAUGAUAAGCCUAUUCAACUGUUUUACAUAUUAUAGAGUGCUGUUGGUAGUAACUUAAACAACACAGGACGCUGUGAGGCUCUGCAAAGUGGUGACCAUUUGUUCUUUAUAAAACAGCUUUCAGACAGAUCAUCAGCUUAAUGAGCAAAAACCUAAUUUCUAUUUAUAUCUUUCUGAUAGUGUCGUUACAGCACCACUGUGCAUUGUGAUUCUUGUGUAGACGUUUUAGGAAAAAAAGGGUACAAAACUAGCUAACUGCUACAACCAAAAAUGUAGGCCGAUUACAGCCUAGGCUACUUGUAGGAUACCUGUUAUUUUUAGGAUGAUAUCAAUAGACUGUACCUGGGUUCAGUAGGCUACCUUAUUAACUCUACUAGACUCAUGCGGUUUGGUCAGGAAAGUGUCAAUAAAUAUGCGGAAGCAGCCUGGUCUGUCUGCAUGGGUCAGGUCUGAUUUUAAAUCUAAA
This is a messenger RNA of Plectropomus leopardus (leopard coralgrouper), 1815 nucleotides long. It is a transcript of the gene c5h1orf210, whose product is annotated as chromosome 5 C1orf210 homolog. Lineage: Eukaryota; Metazoa; Chordata; Actinopteri; Perciformes; Serranidae. The record is from RefSeq and is a predicted model, not a curated record.